GUGUUAGACACAUGAUUGGCUUAACAACAAAACAAUGGUGGCAGUAUUGACAGCUGCACUAAUGUCAGCAGCAGAGAUCUCCAAUCUUUGCUCGGCAUUAGGGGUCAUCAUAUGCUUUGUGUGUAUGGUUGUUUUUAUCCUAAGGCUUCAAGGAGAGGACUUCAUUGGCACCUCGGUGACUCAUGUGGCGCAACCUCCUGUAGCACAAGUGGCCGUGCAGAAGGUGUCAGUUCCUUUUUCCAUAGAGAUUCAGGAUCCUUCUACAGCCUCAUAUAAUGAUAUCCAGCUAAGGGUGCGCAGCGAGGUGGCCUACGUAAGACGAAGCUUCUGGGGUGUUCCCUCUGACCAGCUUCACUCACUCUUGAAUGGCACUUGGCCUGCAUUUCUUAGACUGAUUGUUGAGAAGCCCGUGGUUGAGGCAGAUGUUGUCGAGGAGUUUUACAGAGAGGAUGAUAAUGAGAAUGCUGAUGACACCAAGCACUUCCAGUUCAAAGGCAAUCCCCAGGACCUGAUGCUGGGUUCUCCUCCUCGCAAGAAAUAUCCCCUUGUGGUCUGCGUUGUGCGUCAGGAUGCCCAUGCAGAAGCUGAUCCUUCAAAUGUGGGUGCACUGAUCAGCAUCAUCCACAUCAAGGACUCAGAGUGCCAAGUACCCACAUGCAUCCUCCACCAGUAUCUUAAGCAGUAUUCUGGGCAGCUCACCAGACUCCAGGCUUUAUACACCCAAGGUAACAAAACGAAUGAGAAUGUGGGGAGAACAAUGCCAUCUGCGGAAAAGAGUAGUUCUGAGGCUGAGAGUGCCACCACAGCCAAUAAGGAUGCAAAAGAAGAGAUAGAAGAAGUAGAGGAAAAAGCAGGAGAAGAAGAGGACGAUGAUGAUGAAGUACCAAUAGAAGAAGCAUGUGUUGUGUGUCAGGUAAAACGUACAUCUCGGGCCCUCCUACCUUGCCGGCAUGUCUGUGUUUGCAACACCUGCUGUGGGAGGCUAAACAACUGCCCCAUGUGCCGUGCAAGGAUACUCAGUUACUUCCUUGUGGCUCCCGAGAGUGCUGAUGACUUUGAAAGCACAGAGGUCGAGAUCCAUGAUACCCCAUCGCUCUGGCAGAGAGUGUGCAAUGUGAUAACAGAUAUGAUGCCUGGUGAUAUGUAGCGAAUUGGGUUUUGUGCUCAUCUGGAUAUAACUUUUUUUUUUUUUUUUUUUUUAAGUCGGCGUCUAAUUUGUAGAUUUGUGAAGCUGGUUGCAGUAUGAGGUUGCAUCCUUGUCUCAGAUUUAAUUGUUUUGUAUAUACAUUCCUUGUGCUGCAUAAGUUUUUUUUUUCAUUAUUAUUUUUUGCAGUAGUUCACUGGUGCUUUCAGUAGUUGUAUAUCUGCAAGGAGGCACCAAAGAUCCUUUACAUAUGUAUAUAUUGUUGAUUGUAAUUUUUGUUAAUAACAGUGCUUCAUUCAUAACUAGUAUGAAUAUGGUUAUAUAGUGGAUAUAAGAGAGAAAAUAAUGUUAUUUGAUGCUAUGAUUACAUAGCACAGAAAUGGACUUUUUCAUACUGAUACUUAUGAAAUCCCAGAUGAUUUGAGAUACUGAGCAAACUCAGCAUUGCAUAAUUAUGUGAAGUAUGUUGCAGGGUAGGUCAUGACUCAAUUCCAAGGCCUGACUCAAUUCCAAGUUAUGGUUAAAGAUGAUAGUGCUCCCAUGCUUCCUCCAGCAAAACAGCCAAGACCUUGAUUAUGCAACCUAUUUCUCUCCUGGGGCCAAAGAAGAGUGCCUACCUGUGAUAUCUUGAAGUCAGUGACCAACCAGCACUUCUCCCUUUAUAUGGCUAUUUAUUUUUCUUUGUAUAUAAUUUUGCUAUGUAAUUUAGUCCAGCUGCAAAAGGAAAGGAGCAACUGGAGUUCCAUGCAUCAUCAAACAUGCUCACAGUUUUCCUGUUUGGUAAUGGUGUGCUGUGAAUAAGAGAAUCAGAUCCUCAGAUCUAUCGCUUCUAAUAUGAGAUUCUUUUUGCACAAUGGAUUAAUUCAUUUAUGAAUGGCAAAGACUAUUGGGUAGACAAUAUUGGAUAGACAAUAUAUCAUGGCAUUAGAAUUUAGUAGCUGUGUUUAGUUUGGAACAAAGAAAAGGUUUUUGUUUGAUGUAUUGUGAAAAAGAAGGCAAUAUAUGUUUUUUUGUGUGUAGAUUUAAGUAUCUAGUCAGAUUUUAAGAAUGGGAAUGAAAAUUGGUUUCUUUUGUCAAGAUAACAGUAUAAUAAGAAGAAAAUGUAAUAUAGAAAGAUUUGUAUAUUGUAUUUAGAUGUAUUUUGUUAUAUGAGUUUUAUAUGAAAUUUAUUUAUAUACUCUACAACAGCUGUUAGAAUAAUUUUUCUUAUAUUCCCCUGAAGAAACAAAGUUUGGUUUGGAACUUCUGAAGAAUUUUAUUUAUUUAUUUAUUUUUUUAUUAUUAUUAUUUUUUGGUAGCUAAAUGUCUUGCCCUUAUGGUUGUUAUGAGUACUAUGCAAUGAAUUCCUUAACACCAAACAUUACUAACAUUUUUCAAAAUAUAACCUAGAGGUAUGUGACUUCAAGUGUGUAUUUAAAUGCAUGGAUGAAUACCAUAAAAGUUAUUGAUUAUUUCAAAA
This is a messenger RNA of Penaeus vannamei (Pacific white shrimp), 2603 nucleotides long. Lineage: Eukaryota; Metazoa; Arthropoda; Malacostraca; Decapoda; Penaeidae. The record is from RefSeq and is a predicted model, not a curated record.